AAUCAGAAUUAUUGGAAAAAAACAAAAUCUGAAAUUGCUUUUUUGGUUUGGUAGGUUUAGCUUUAGCCCUCAUCUUCUCAGAAGUGUUGAAGCGUUUCUUCGCUGGCUUCAAAGUAAUCGUAUUCAAAUUCAGCGUAUUUGGGUAGUCAAGCUCUUCUAUAGAACUCUUUAAACCAAGCUCACCUCAUAUAAUUGCCGAAUAGAAGUAGUGGUAGAAUAGAUGUAAUCAAUACAGCUAAUUGGUAAAAGAAACAAAUAGAGUCAUUGCAAGAAGAAUUUCCAGUUUCUGGUGACUUGCACAUAUACGUUGUUCAGAAACAUGACUUGUACAAUAUGGCCUCUAACUACAGAAUACGGCUAUGCAAAUUUGUCUCCAUGGAACAAUUUCUCCAUUCCCGUAACUCAACUUCAGUCUUGUACAUUGUUUUUAGAGCAUCUAGGAUUUAGUCUGUAAAUAGGGCUUUUCCGUGUAGAUAAAUGGAAACAGACAGGGUUAAGGUCUUGGAUGAUGACCACCACAAAAUAGUUGUCAAUUUGAAGGGGAAAAGGGCAAAAAAUAGUGCAGCAGUUAUAGUUGGAACUAGCCGCCCAGUGUUGUCUCGACAGUCCAGCUCACCUUCAUCGUUUAACAAACUUGGCAAACGUAAGCGAUCUGAUGAAUGCAGAAAGAAGUGUAGAUCAAACUUCAGAAGCUCCGUGCUUAAAAACUAUACAAAUUUCAGCAAAAGUGGGCUUCCUCAGCGAUUUCUAUACUAUGAAUCUGGGGACUGGAUAGACUAUCCUCAUGGAGUUGUUGACUUGGUCAGGGAGCACUUUCGACAGAAAAAUGCAGUUAUAAAUGUGGAUUGGAACGGCUGCCGUUUGUUGCUAGAUAUUCUGUUUAUGAUACAGGUGGAAAUUAAAACUGGUCAAGCGAAGCAAAUUGCUUGGAUUGAUGAAGCAGGUUGUUGUUUCUUUCCGGAGAUCCUUUCCUGUCAUUUAGAAAAAGAAAAGUACUGCCAUUCUGAGUUACAGAGUGAUUCACCUUAUGUGCUGAAAGAAGCCAAAGGGCCCCAAGAGAUCACAUUGAAGCUUGAGAUUGGAAUAACGGGAUUGAGUAGCUCCAAUACAGAGGAAUGUGUUGAGGAGUCGAAUAGUCCUGCUAAGAGGAUAAAAAUUGAACAAAACUCUUUUGGUAGUCGAGAUGAUAGGGAAAAUGACUAUUGCAACCAAAUAUCAGAUGCCCAAAUGCAGGAAAUCAAUAAGGGAACUCGACAGUUCGAUGAAAACAUAUUGCCCGAGUCGCCAGUUCUGGAGCAAACAUUGGACUCUAAUUCAGUACGAGACAUGUUUAAUCAGGGCAUUGGUUCCUCUGUGAGUGCAUGUAUAGUAGAGAUUAAGCACUGCACUAAUGAUUUGAUGCAAGCAAGAGCUGAGCUGUUCCAUAAGCAGGUUGAAAUAACUAAGAAGUACCGCGGGAAUCCAAAUGUCCAAUAUGGUUGGAUGGCUGUUACUAAAGAUGCCCUAUCCAACAUCAUGCUUUAUGGGCUUGGUCAUGGUAGACCCAUGAUUAUGUCCACAUAUGGCAUUGGAGUUCACUUGACAUCUCUUAAUCAAGCCGAUAUCAGUGCAAGUUACUGUGAUGAUGACGAUAAUGGGGUGAGGUACAUAAUGUUAUGCCGUGUUAUCAUGGGAAAUGUCGAAUUGGUCAAUCCUGGAUCUGGACAGUGCCAUCCCAGUUCUAUACAAUAUGAUAGUGGAGUUGAUGACCUUCAAAAUCCACGCCAUCUAAUAGUUUGGAGUAUGAACAUGAACACCCAUAUUUUUCCAGAGUAUGUUGUCAGUUUCAAGACAUCUUCGAAAGCUGAAGGGACCAUGGUUACAGAAAGCAGAGGUCCUCUGUCUGGAAUUACAACUAGUGAUGAAUGUCGAGGCCAAUUGCAGUUCAACUGCUCCCCAAUGGAAUCAGGGAGGCGUUCUAGGCCAGCUUUAGAAUCCAAGGGAUCACAGGAAAAGCCUGUUGGAAUUGGCUCAAGCUCUUUGGCAGGUCCGAAAUCCCCAUGGAUGCCAUUUCCAGCAUUAUUUGAAGCUAUUUCAAAAGAAGUUGCUCCGAACGAUAUGAAAUUGGUUAAUGUUCACUAUGACCUAUUCAGGAGCAAGAAGAUCAGCCGGGAAGAUUUUAUUCAGAAGUUAAGAGCAAUUGUUGGAGAUUCCUUGCUGAGGUCAACCAUAAUAAGCCUUCAGUGCAAGCUGCCACCAAUCUCUGCAAUCCCUAUGAAACCGCCAAAGCAGGGAGGAGAAUUUGAUGCCGCUUGAUUUGUUAAAUGGUGGUUGGAUCUCUGACUGUCGUUGGGGUCUGGCUGAUGUUUGGUAAGGUUGCUGCUCUCCUAAUGUGUCGACAUGAUGCAAACCAUAUUACCAUUUGACAGAUGGAUAUGGCUUUGUUGGAUUUUUGUCUAUUUAUGCUUUGUACUGAAACUCUGGUUUGAACUCUGGAGUGUAAAGCUGAAUUGGAUUGUAAACUGGUCACUGAUCAUUGUUAGUUCUAGUUUUCUAGCGAAUUUCGGGAAUUUUGAAAUUUCAAAUCUAGUAAAAUCCAUCUGUUUAAUGUCUGUUGGAAAAUGUCCUUUCCUUCUCAAUGAUUCUUACUGGAUCCC
Fragaria vesca subsp. vesca is the source of this 2636-nucleotide messenger RNA. Its product is annotated as inactive poly [ADP-ribose] polymerase RCD1-like. The coding region runs from base 478 to 2295 and encodes 605 amino acids. The record is from RefSeq and is a predicted model, not a curated record. NCBI's taxonomy places the organism in Eukaryota, Viridiplantae, Streptophyta, Magnoliopsida, Rosales, Rosaceae. Gene Ontology annotation, molecular function: NAD+ poly-ADP-ribosyltransferase activity. The transcript has 10 exons.